This is a messenger RNA of Fopius arisanus, 7715 nucleotides long. It is a transcript of the gene Ptp69D, whose product is annotated as Protein tyrosine phosphatase 69D. The record is from RefSeq and is a predicted model, not a curated record. Bases 768 to 5099 code for a protein of 1443 amino acids. The transcript is spliced from 7 exons. Gene Ontology annotation, molecular function: protein tyrosine phosphatase activity; protein binding. NCBI's taxonomy places the organism in Eukaryota, Metazoa, Arthropoda, Insecta, Hymenoptera, Braconidae. Gene Ontology annotation, biological process: protein dephosphorylation.
GUGCCGAACAGCUGCAGAGUGGGGAUGACAUGGCGAUGAGGGGAAGGUGAUAGUGACCGCCGCGCUGUCUCGUGCCGCCUGAGAGAACUUGUGAUGAGCAUUGCGCCAUGACACUUGUGGUGGGCGCCAUGACAGUGCUCUGCUUUUUUUAAUAGGAUCAUCAGAGACAAGAGACAGAUUGUGCGCCAUAACAUUUCUCCAUUACCGGCAUCCAAUAAACGGUUAGAGUGUUAUCUGGUGGAGGUGCCACAGGCGCUGCCCCUGACUUUCUCCGAGAAAUUCUACGGAAAAUCGUACGAGAACAGGGGGGAUAGCACACGCCGGUGAAUUGUGUCCUCCCGGGUACAGUGCAUCUCCUUUUUUUACCUCCAAAAAACAAUAAACCAGUGCCAAAAACACGUCUGAUAAUUGCGCCAAGUGUUGUAAAAUCGAAUAGACGUCUAUAGAAAAGAGGGAAUAACAACCAGAAAUUUGCUAUCGUAUUAAAUCGUAACGAAACCGUUGGUCCUGAGGAUAAUGAAUCCACGGGGGUGAGAGUCAGAGCACUCGCUGGAGGUGGGGAAAAUGCUCCUCGGAAGGGGCUAGUGCUUUGGGGGGAUGGGCUUGUGAAGUUUUGAGUGAAAAAAUUUUUUGGAUUUUGGAGGACAAGUGAGAUUUUGCAGGAAGGUGACAAAGUGGUUGGUGUGUGGAGAGGGAAAGGACGAGAGGAAAUAUUAGUACACGCCUGGCUGUCACCAUUGAGAAGGUCGGCUGCUUCCGAGGACGCCAUGUUACGAAGCCGUAUCCCCAUGGCGAGAUUACCAUUGAUUUUGAUUCUUUACGGAGUUGUUGUCGUUGCCAGUGAUAAUGAGACAGUCACAGAAACAACUGAGACUGUCACUACCCCCCACAUUCCCCUCGCCACCCUGGAAAUCGAGGCAUCACAGAAGAUUGACGGCAUCGAGGCGAAUAGCACUCCGUCUUUUACGUGUAAGCUUAGUGAGCCAGGUCAGAUCUACUGGGUCAAGGAUGAGAAAAAUCUCACAACCGUCAAAAUGUCUGAGACACUGGCCAGGUUCGACCUAAUCUCAGCUAGCCUCGAGGACAGGGGAAAUUACACUUGCAUGGCUGUAACGAAUGGUCAUGAAAAACUGCAGAAAACCAUUGAUGUUCGCGUUAUAGAAAACGGUAGGAUAGACCCAUCAGAGCCAGUGUACAUAAAAUCGGAGAAGCCAGUAAACUUGACGUGUCCAAUCCACGGUUUUCCCCUCUCGAAUUUCACAUGGCUCAAAGGUAACAACUCAGAGAGCAUCGAGUCUCUACGAGACCUCUCCUCAGUCAGCCAAAUAAACGAGACGCAUUACAUAAUGACCCUCUCCUUCGAGAGCGUUCUGCGAAAGGACAACGGCACCUACACUUGCUCAGCAGAAGACUACCGAGGUCCAGUGACGAGCACACGUCACCUGUUCGUCAUCGACAAGCCCCAGGUCGACAUUGACUUCAUAAAAGCUGUGGGUGCCUCCAAGAUUUUUCUCAACUGGACAGUAAAUGAUGGUAACAAGCCCAUCAAAAAAUACAGCAUGAGAUUCCAGAAGAAGGGCCAAGAGGGCCGUCAAUUCUAUAGCAAAUCCGUGGGUGGCGAAAACACAAACUUCGUCCUCCAGGGCUUCGAGAAAUCCACCGAAUACCAAUUGAGUAUUUCAGCGAUCAACGAAGUUGGUGAAUCCCAGGUGUACCAUGACAACAGAUGGAUAAAGACACUUGAUGCCGACCCGAUAUUCGUUCCCAAUGUAUCGGUCAAGGGCUUCACCGAGAGCUCCAUCACAGUAGGGUGGACAAUGCCAUCACCGGCUCUUCGGGAACACGUUCACUAUUACACCUUGAUGAUGAUCCAUGAUCUUCAGACCAAGGAGGCAGUCCAUCCAGCCUCUGAAUUCAAUGAUUACGUCUUCGUGGAGCUCAACCCAGCGACAACUUACCUCUUCAAGAUCUCAGCCUGCAGCUACUACACAAAACAGUGUGGAAACUGGAGUGCCGAGGUCAGUGGGACGACGAUGGACGGUGUGUGCAGUCCACCAGAGAGUCUCACUGUUACCUGUAAAUUCGACAACAUCAGCAGAACAAGUUUCGUUUCCGUGAGUUGGUUACCACCAGCUGUACCAAAUGGCCAAAUCACGAGAUAUGGGGUGGAGCUGACUGGUGGAUCGCAAUACAAGAACGAGAGGGGAAGGGUUCACGAGGAACGCUGGGGUCCUGUCGACCAUAACGCCAGAGAAAUAGAUAGAGCUUUUGAAUUCAAGAGGGUACCUGCCAAUACCAAUUACACAGUGAGGAUCUACGGGGUGACGAGACUCAGAAGCCCUGGCAAACCGGCCAUUGGUAAUUGUUCUAUGCCUGUCAGUGUACCUGAUAAGGAGAGCCUCAACUUGAGGACUUGGAGGAAGAUACAGAACGAGGGCAGACAGCUGUUCAAGAUGUACCUCCCCAGGAUAUCAGAGAGAAAUGGACCCAUCUGCUGCUACAGAAUUUUCCUCGUGAAACUGCCACCAGGAAAGACCUCUGGGGAUCUUCCCCCACCCGAAGAAUUGGAUAUUCACUCAUUUCAUUAUGCUCAUGCCUCACCUGCUGGAGGAGCUUAUCUCGCUGAGAUGUUUGAUAGCAAUGAUCUGCACUCGGAGAUCUUCCUUGGGGAUGGCAGGGUACUAUUUAAUGGCUCCAUCAACUGUGACAGGUGCAUUGGCCUCAGACCUAAACCCUCACCCACUCUUCAUCUUCUUCCUGAUGUGCAAGGGCCCGGGAAUGCCACCUCCACUACUAUCUCCAGUGUGGAAAGCACUUCAACUGUCACCGCCACUGUGUCUACUACAUCUUUUGAAACCACAACUGCUGCUACCACUUUUACUGCCCCUGGAAAUUCCACGACCCCUGGAGCUAGACGCAGACGAGAUAAUUCUGCUAAUAUUGUGAUGGAGAGCGAGGGCGUAUAUCCACCUGUCGAUGGUUACAUCGACGAGGGCUCUAAUUACACUGCAUUCAUCGAGGUUGUGGUGGCUGGAGGCGUACACCUUCUUCCUGCCUACAGUGGCUACCUUAAUCCUCUCUUUGGGGGCCUAGAACCCAGUGUUAUUGCUGUCGCUGAGAAUGGAACUCUGGGGCUCGUUCUACAGAUAUCAGUCGCUCUCAUUCUUAUUAUUGUUAUUCUACUUGUGGCACUCUGUGUUCUCCAUCGUUAUACCAAGAGGGCUGAGCAGGGUGGCGAGGAAAAUAUCAACUUACGAAACAGCUUCAGGCAUCUCUGCAGAAGUCUGCGGGGUCGUCACCAGCUAGUAGCAGCAAGUCCCCCGGACAUGCCACCAAUUCCAAAAGCCGAGUUGCUGCAGGCAUAUCUCGAGCGCCAUCGAGACUCAGAUUAUGGUUUUCAGCAAGAGUUUGAGCUGCUCCCAGACCGCUUCACAGAUCGUACGACACGUGCAUCAGAGGCUCGAGAAAAUCUCUACAAGAACCGUUACCCUGACAUCAAGUGCUACGACCAGACGAGAGUUAGACUCUCCCAGAUCGAUGGAAUCGCUGGUUCAGAUUACAUAAAUGCCAAUUUCGUUCUGGGAUACAAGGAGCGAAAGAAAUUUAUCUGCGCUCAGGGCCCCAUGGAGAACACUGUCUGUGACUACUGGAGGAUGAUUUGGGAGCAACAUCUGGAGCUCGUACUGAUGCUGACGAAUCUGGAGGAGUACUCAAAGACUAAGUGCGCCAAGUAUUGGCCUGACAAGGACGAGACGAAGAACUUUGGGGACAUAACAGUGGAGCACGUGGGACAGAGAGCCUUCUCCGAUUACGUUAUCAGGGAGUUGAAGAUGACGAGGACAGGGGAGAGAGACGCUAGAACGAUAAUUCAGUAUCACUUCCUUGUGUGGAAGGACUUCAUGGCUCCAGAGCAUCCACACGCCAUUCUAAGAUUCAUAAAACGAGUUAACACAGCUUAUUCCUUGGAAAAGGGCCCCAUCCUGGUGCACUGCAGCGCUGGGGUAGGCAGAACUGGAACUCUGGUGGCACUAGAUUCACUGCUGCAGCAGCUCGUCGACGAGGGACAGGUCUCAAUUUUCAAUACGGUCUGCGAUUUGAGACACCAGAGGAACUUCCUCGUACAGUCGCUGAAGCAGUAUAUCUUCAUUUAUCGCUCGUUGAUGGAGAUGGCCACCUAUGGGGACACCGAGAUCCCUGUUAAGGAGCUCAAGGGUCAUGUCGAGAAGCUCAGGCAGAGGGACAAUGGCAAGGAGAAGUGCAGAAUGGAGGACGAGUACGAUGAACUUGUUUUAAAUUCACAGAAAAUCAGUUCUGUGUUGGAGGAACGUAAGUCCUUUUCAGUGGGUGGUGCUGAAGAGAAUAGAGUUAAGAAUAGGAGUGAAGUGGUCAUACCGUAUGAUAGGAAUAGAGUUAUUCUUACACCGGUGCCUGGUCGAGAGCAUUCGACUUACAUCAACGCUUCGUUUAUCGAGGGGUAUGACAAUUCCGAGUCAUUUAUUAUAACGCAAGAUCCUCUCGAGACUACUAUCGCUGACUUCUGGAGGAUGAUUUCCGAGCAGAGCAUCAGCACGAUUGUCAUGUUAUCUGAUUUGAACGAGGGCCCCAGGAAAUGCCCCAGAUACUGGCCUGAGGAUGAGGCCGUGCAUGAGCACAUCAGGGUGAGAUACAUCCAGAGUGAAAGUUGUCCGUACUACACGAGACGUGAAUUGUGCGUUGCCAAUACCAAGACAGAUGAGACAGUGGUUGUAACGCAAUAUCAAUAUCAUGGGUGGCCGACGGUCGAGGGCGAAGUGCCCGAGGUGACGCGUGGUGUCAUUGAACUUGUCGAUCAGACACUUGUUACUGAUGGCGAGUGCUCUGGUCCCAUCGUUAUCCACUGCAAUUGCGGCUCUGACAGGAGCUCUAUGUUUGUUGCCCUCAGCAUACUCGUUCAACAGCUGACAACUGAAAAACGAGUGGACAUCUUCACCGUUACGAAGAAACUCAGGUCACAGAGACAUGGCAUGAUUAGCACUUUCCCUCAGUACGAGUUUCUGCACAGAGCAGUGAUGAAUUACGCAGAUCUCCAUAAUAUCGCUGACGACGAGACAGAAUCUUAAUGAAGGAUAUCCAUGAUACCCUAAAGACUGACCACUUGUUUGUUCCGUAAGUCGUUUUUAAUUUCCCCUAACGGACGAGAGCUGGAAAGACCUUAGGCUCUCAUUCAAAAAAAAAUCAGUCAGCAGGAGCAUCCAAAGAAAUUCAACUGUUCCAUUGUCGGUUGAUGAAUUUUUAUACCCCAAACCCCCAGAAAAAAUAAUAUAAUAACGAGGACGUUGGUAGCUAGAUGUUUUCACUAACGAUAUCAACUACUUGAUGUAGUUGAAGUGUCGACAGAAUUUUUAAAGAACCCGAGGAAUUAUCAUUGUCUCGAGGAAAUAGUCGUUGCUGCGUGAUGUCAGAAUCGACGAGUGUUGAGAGAAGUUCGACUGUCGUGUGUUUGUAUCACUUAGAAAUAACAUGCCUGGUGGCAUGAGGAGAGAAUAAGAAGCUUAACAUUAUUCUUUGCGCAGAUUAUCCGACAUCUGUCUGAAUUCUCGUUAGAAAAUUAUUCUCAAUGAAAUUGUGGCGGAAGUGAUAAGUGAUGACUAAAAAAUUGUAUUUUUUUUCUGAAAAAAAAAGAAAUUUUCUCCUGUGUCAUGAGAUUAUGGGAGACAAAUCGAUUUUCCCCCCAGUCGAGUGCUCGAGCGAUUCGAGACAUUCGAAUAAUUACUAGUUGCAUUUUUUUCGAGGCCAGUUUUUAGUCAAUAUCUCGAAAAUGGGGGAACACAUCGCAUUUUUUAUGGUAACAUUUUUUAUAGACAAGAAUGAGAACUACAAAAAAGAUAUCCAUGAAAAUAUCGUCGUAUUCCUUCAAUCUCCAGAUAUUCACGAAACACUGGCCACGAAACAAAUACACUUAUCCUAGUUUAUCAUUUCGUAACAAAACUUUAGUGUAUAAACUUCAGUUCAGUUUUCGCAAGGAUUUCUACCGAGUAAAUAUACUUGAGAUAAAAUUCAAUUUCCAUUCAAAGACUUACCAUAAAAAGUAGGUAUGACCCAGAUAUUUUACUUACCAAGUGAUAAGGCAAGGAAAGUUAAAAAUUUUUCUUUAUUAUCAAUUUAUUUCAAAGACGAUUGAUUUAGAGUGGAAAUGUCGAGGAAUUUUCUUCAAUCGAUCGAGUUCACGAUGAUGAAAAAAAAGUGGUUGAUAUUUCUUCCUGCAAUUAAUAGUUUCCGAGAUCAAUUUAUAAAUGACAAAACUGAAAAAUUAAACUUGAAUUGUAUUACCACUUGGAUAUCUUUGGAUCACUUAAUUGAAAGAAAUCUUUUUUUUUUCACUAUUGGUAAUGUAAUUAUAAUAAUAAUUUCCAUAGACCGGAUUUAUUUUCUUUCAUCACUCCACCACAAUUUUUGGCCAUAAGUAAAGCCCACUCAAACUUUUUUACUCCCCAACAACUAAUUUUGAUUAUAGAUUUUGUAAAUAAUAUAAAUAUUACAAGAAAAAUAUAUAUACGUAAUUAUAAAAUUUCGCGGCUGCAUGCUACAUAUUAUUAGUUAUUAAAACAUGUAUGUGUGUGAUUACGGCAUGCGUGCGUGCGGCGCAAUUAUCCCAUGCUCUCGACGAUUGAGUCAUUAUUUCACUUGUCAAGUGGUGCAACGAUUCAAGCGAAAAUAUUUCUUCAAAAAUCCUGAGCUCUAGAGACUAUUUAUUCCCAACUAUUUCCACAAGAAACAUUUCCGAAUUGAAAAUUCCCACCGCGAAAUUUUUCCGAACAAAAUUUUUCCAGUUUUACCCCAAAAUAAUCUGUAGGAUAUGUUUUACAGAAAAUAUAUGGAAAUGAGUACCAGACGCAUGCCUAGUAUUGGCAAUUGACAACUGAUCGCUGGAAGAGACGCACUUCAGGAAAAUAUUUGCGCAGAAAAUUUGUUCCGGAAAAUUUUUUGGCUGGGAAUUUUCGUUUAUGAUUUCCUUUUGGCCUGAAUGAAGAGUACAUUUGAAACAAAUCGUUCUACCACUUAAUAAUGAAUUUUUCUCCCUAAAUACCAUUAACUGGAAAAUAACUGAGAGAAAUAUUUGAUGAAACUCGAAUAAGACUGAUAGCAUCGAGGGCCAAUGGCCCUCGCCAUUGGAUUCAAUUGCAGAUUAAUUUUUUUACCAAUGAGAAGAGUAAAUAAAACAAUAAUUGAAUAACUAAUUAGGUUUUCAUCCCCCGGAAAGGACGAAGCACAAAAGAGUCUUUAUUUUCUCAUAAUAAUGUUCCAGAGGGAUGAAUAAAUACUUAAUGGCAAAAUUUUUUAUACGAAAAAAUAACGAAGGGAUGUAGACCGAUCGAUUUAUCGUUGUCUUCUACCCAUUUUAUCAUCUUGAUCAAUUCACUGUUUAUUUAUUUUCUAGUCAAGCUUUAGCUGUGGCACGCGCGCUGCUGAGAAUUAGAAACAGAAACCCCAUUGAUAACUGUUGGAUCUGCAAAAAAAAGACAUUUUUUAACCGUUGGAUAUUUCCUGGUGCGACAAUCACACCAUUCCAUUUGCUCGCGUACCGUUUUUUCUUUUCGAAUUCAAUUCCCACAAGUUCCUCACUCAAGCCACGAUUAACAUUUUUUUAAUGAAAGUAGUGGUCAAAUCACUCCAUCAAGCGGGAAAAUUACUCAUGACUGAGAAGAUUUACUCGAUGCAGAGAGAUCCCCACUUUU